Molecule: messenger RNA, 2125 nt
Organism: Symsagittifera roscoffensis
Lineage: Eukaryota; Metazoa; Xenacoelomorpha; Acoela; Convolutidae
Product: alpha-1,3-mannosyl-glycoprotein 2-beta-N-acetylglucosaminyltransferase-like
Exons: 6
Coding region: 115-1416 (433 amino acids)
Cellular component (GO): Golgi apparatus
Molecular function (GO): alpha-1,3-mannosylglycoprotein 2-beta-N-acetylglucosaminyltransferase activity
Source: RefSeq, a predicted model, not a curated record
CACAUGACAAGUUCUGGUUUUCUUCAAAAUGCGGAAAACAAAGUGAUUGGAUGCAAUGGAUGAUAGCUAGAGUGUUGUUUUGAUUCCUCAGAGCUAAGUUUAGCCAUCAAUGCCAUGUGGGUGCCUAUUGUGAGACUUUUCCGUCGGAUACCUCUGUUACCGUAUGUGUUUCUCGCUGUACUGGCCCUUUUAGGAGUCUCAUUUCUGAGACAGGAUAAACAAUCAUCACAGUUAGAAGAAAUUGACUCCCUAGAACUUCGCAUAUCGGAGCUGCAGAAACGUCUGAAUUAUUUGCAAGGAGAGAAAAGUCAGCGCGAUGUUAAUCCAAAGCUCAGAGGUCAAUUGGAUAAACCGGAAGGAGAACAAAACGUUCCUAGGCAUCCAGAUGUGGCUGGGAUGGUGCUGCCAGUGCUGAUGAUGGCGUGUAACAGACCAACAGUUGGCAGGGCGCUGGACUCACUGCUGCGACACAAUCCAGAUCUCACCAGGUUUCCAGUCAUUGUCAGUCAGGACUGCGGAGAUGUGCCUACUGCCAAAGUAAUCGAAAAAUACCUCCCUAAAAUCACACAUAUCAAGCAUGUGAACAACACUCCAAUAAAGACGAAAAAGAAAGGGGAAAAUAUGGGCUACUACAAAAUAUCCAGACAUUACUUGUGGGCUCUAACUCAGAUAUUUGACGUGCACGACUACAGUGCAGUGGUGAUUGUGGAGGACGAUCUGGAAAUAUCGCCAGACUUCUACGAGUACUUUCUGGCCACGUACGCUCUGCUGGAACAGGACCCCACUCUGAUGUGUGUGAGUGCGUGGAAUGACAACGGUAAACAGAACUUCAUAGACGAGAGCACACCGCAGAUGCUCUACCGCACAGACUUCUUCCCCGGACUGGGCUGGAUGCUCAACAAGAACACCUUCAAACAGCUCCAACCCAAGUGGCCGGCCGCGUACUGGGACGACUGGCUGCGGGAGCCAGCACAGAUGGGCCAGGGGAUGAGGUCCUGCAUUCGUCCAGAGGUGUCCCGCACCAGCACAUUCGGCCAGAAGGGAGUGAGCAACGGGCAGUUCUUCAACCAACACCUGCAGUACAUACACCAUGCAGGAUCCAAUGUUCACUUCACUCAGCUAGAUCUAUCCUACUUGAUAAAGGAGAACUUUGACGCUCUGAUGGACGAGGAGCUGGAAAAAGUACCAGUGGUGGGAGUGGACGAGGUGACGAAGACAGUGACUGAUCACUCGAAAGUGAGGGUGGAGUACAAGGACAAUAAGGACUUCACAGACAAGGCCAAGAGGUUCUCCAUCAUGACUGACAUGAAGAGUGGUAUUCCACGCACUGCAUACAGGGGAGUGGUCACCUUCAUCCACAUGGGCGUCAGAGUGUACCUGGUGCCGAAACGCCCAUGGACCGGAUACCACACUUGAAUUAUACCACACACGACCGACGAUUAAGAACCGAAGAAAGGGUCAGAGGUGUCAACAAAUCAAUCAACUAGCCAAACCCCAAUUUAAAAUGUCCCAACACAUAUCUGAAGCUGAAGCUGCGUCCCCUGAGCAACUGCGUAUGCGUUUGCUGGAAUAGAAGGAGAUUGAUUUCAAAAUGGUCAUCCAGACUCAAACUGAACAGUUUUGCGAAUUUGGAAACACUGAUGCAAUCUGUUCAUUUACUAUGUAUUCGUUCAUUCCUCUUUAAAUCAAUUCAAGGUCAAAAACUCCAUCAAAUGGGAUUUUAAUUAACAAUAAACUUUGUAUCUUUGUACAUUUAAGUUACAUCCAGGUGCUAUUCCACACACACUGUUGAAGAGUUACUUGUGAAACUUGCUGCAAUUUAGUUUCUUUAAUUGUUCCAACUUGGCUGUAAGAUUGCCGCAACACAAUUCAAUUUGAAAAAAAAAGAGGCAGAGACCACGUUACAUGCAAGUCUGUGAGGUAAAUCUCGAGUAAGUUUCUGAUUUCUAUUGUUCAUUGAAAGCGGAAAAGGCUGAUUGGUCAAUACAAUACAAUGUCUGACCCCACUGGUGAAUUUAAGAUAGCAAAGCGCACUCCUCUUCAAUACAUCCUGAUCCUGUGAUCAUUGAAACAAACUAUUGAGUCAAUCUGAUGAUAGAACGUGUGAGUAGCAAGCAAGUAGGCG